This is a messenger RNA of Perkinsus marinus ATCC 50983, 153 nucleotides long. RefSeq lists its product as hypothetical. Bases 1 to 153 code for a protein of 50 amino acids. NCBI's taxonomy places the organism in Eukaryota, Perkinsozoa, Perkinsida, Perkinsidae. The record is from RefSeq and is a predicted model, not a curated record. The transcript is spliced from 2 exons.
AUGAUUGAUGAGGUUGUGUGUAGAUCAUUCGCCGAUGUCACUGAGAAUGAGCAUGAGUGCACAGAAGGAGCGGACCGGGAUGACUUCUCGAGAGAGGCUGGACUGUUCAUGUGUGGUGACACUGAUGGUGACAGGUCUUUGGUGAUGGGCUAG